Molecule: messenger RNA, 499 nt
Organism: Heterotrigona itama
Lineage: Eukaryota; Metazoa; Arthropoda; Insecta; Hymenoptera; Apidae
Source: the annotation of a GenBank genome assembly
AUGCCUUUUAUAAUUGGAGGGUUUGGAAACUUUCUAAUCCCAAUAAUACUAGGAUCUCCUGAUAUAGCUUCUCCCCGAAUAAACAAUAUUAGGUUUUGACUAUUACCUCCUUCACUUAUACUACUAAUAACAAAUAAUUUAUUUUUUCCCAAUUCAGGAACUGGAUGGACUGUGUAUCCUCCUCUUUCCCUUUACAUAUACCAUUCAUCUCCUUCUGUAGACUUUACUAUUUUUUCAAUUCAUAUGACAGGAAUUUCAUCAAUUCUUGGGUCACUUAACUUUAUUGUAACAAUUUUUAUAAUAAAGAAUUUUUCUUUAAAGUACGAUCAAAUUAAUCUUUUUUUCAUGAUCUAUCUCGAUUACUGUAAUUUUACUAAUUAUUUCUCUCCCAGUUCUAGCAGGAGCAAUUACUAUGCUGUUAUUUGAUCGAAAUUUUAAUACAUCAUUUUUUGAUCCGAUGGGAGGAGGAGAUCCGAUUCUUUAUCAACAUUUAUUUUGA